UUACACCUAACCAUCAUGUCGACUGUGCUCAUCGUCGGCGGCACGCGUGGACUCGGCGCGUCGCUGGCGUCUGCCUAUGCCGCCGCGGGCUCUACUGUCUACGCCACGUGUCGCUCCCCCUCCCCGCCUUCCUCUCCGUCCCACGACAACAUCCUCUGGGUGCCCGCCAUCGACAUCGCCACCGAAUCCGCGGGCGUUGCGCUUGCAGCAGCGCUCCCGCCACAUGCGGUGCUCGACACCGUCAUCAUAACCGCUGGAUACUUUACCCGGGAGUCGUUUGAAGAGCCGCGGUGGGACGAGGAGGUGAAGAUGUACACCACGUGUGCGGUCGGCCCGCUAUUCGUCGUGCAGGCCCUCAUUACCGCGGGGAAAGUGAAGACACACAUCAAGGGCGGGGUGCCGAACGACGCGGGCAAGGUCGUGCUGGUGAGCUCGGAGGCCGGGUCGAUUGGGCUGCGACACGCGAAAGAGGGUGGCGGGAACUACGCGCACCACGCGAGCAAGACAGCGCUGAAUAUGGUGGGCAAGCUGCUCAGCCUCGACCUGCUGGGGAUGGGCGUAGCCGUUGCCAUCGUCCAUCCGGGCUUUAUGCGCACGGAAAUGACGAAGAACGUGGGGUACGAUGAGUUCUGGGACUCUGGCGGUGCUGUAACCCCAGACGAAGCCGCAGCCUCCCUCAUCCCCUUCAUCGACGCAUUCUCUCUCGAAAAGACAGGCCAGUUCUGGGCACCCCGAGGCUCACGCGAUAUCGGCACCGCCGAAGCCACGAUGGGCAAGGACCUACCGACACCACUGCCGCUUCCAUGGUAA
This is a messenger RNA of Mycena indigotica, 810 nucleotides long. RefSeq names its product Oxidoreductase, short chain dehydrogenase/reductase family superfamily. Lineage: Eukaryota; Fungi; Basidiomycota; Agaricomycetes; Agaricales; Mycenaceae. The record is from RefSeq and is a predicted model, not a curated record. The transcript is spliced from 4 exons. Bases 16 to 810 code for a protein of 264 amino acids. Gene Ontology annotation, molecular function: oxidoreductase activity, acting on the CH-OH group of donors, NAD or NADP as acceptor.